This is a messenger RNA of Paramecium primaurelia, 1911 nucleotides long. NCBI's taxonomy places the organism in Eukaryota, Ciliophora, Oligohymenophorea, Peniculida, Parameciidae. The record is from the annotation of a GenBank genome assembly.
AUGCUAGGUUUUCGAUAAUUAUCAUCUAAAUACACCAACUUUUUCAAAAAGCUUAUAGUAAAUAGCUUCAAUAUCUUUGGCAUAUAACCUAAGCUAACAAUCACAAAAGCUAAAUCAGUAAACACAUUUUUUGGAUCAACAUUUACUAUUUUAUUAAUGGUCAUAAUAAUUGCAUUAUUUUUAUAUGAUCUGUAGGAAUUCACUUAAAGAGAAAAACCAAAUGUAAUUCAAUCUGAAAUUGAACUAGAUACAAAUAAAGUAUUAUAUAUUUAAUAUCUUAUUAAGGAAUACCCUCUUGAUUAAUCUAAUUUCACAUUAGCAUUGGCAAUUUACAAUAAAGAUUUUAUACCAAUAGAAUAAAUGGAGAGAUACUUUACAUUAUCAAUUUAAUACUGCAAAAAAAUCAAAAAUAAUCUCUAAAAUCCUAUUCUAAACUCUAAAAAGUAAAAUCCUAAUAUAGAUUAGAUUAUUAGUUGUACAUAAUUAGAAACAGUACCUUGUCAAUAGAAUAACUUUUAGAAUUAAGACUUAAAUAAAUACUUUGUUGGAACUAAUUUAAGCAAUUAUAUGUGUAUAAAGAAUAAUUAGUUUGAUAUUCUUAAACCAGUAAUAUUUGAAGAAUAUAUUUAGAGUUUGUAAGGAAUAAUUUCAUCUGAUACGUACCAUUAUUUGACAAUAAAACUAUCAAUAUGUAAAAAUAACACUGAAAGAUAAGAUUGUUUUCCAGAAGAGAAUAAUAAAAUAUAACUAUUUCAAUCUUAUUAUACUUACUAUCUUACUGAUAAUUUAUUACAAUUAGAGAAUUAUUAAAAUCUAACUAAAUCAAUAUUAAGAAGCUAAAACUUUCAAAUUUUAAAGAAUUAUUAAAGAUAAAUUAAAUAAUAAUAUAAAGUAGUUGAAUGUGUUGUGGAUAAAUCAUUUAUAUAUAUAUAAAAAGAAUCUACUAGUCGUUUAUAAUUAUAAGAUUAGAAGGAAGUACUCAUUUUUGAUCCUUCUGAUAUUGUAAUAAAUUAAGAAAUUGAUUUGAAUUAUAAGUAAACUAAGGUUAGUAUAAAUUACACAAAAGUUUCAACAUUUUUAAGUAAAUUUGGGGGAUAUAUUGUAAUUAUUUAUAUAUUCUUUGACAUUUUAUUAAUGCCUCUCAAUAGAUUAUUGUAUUUGUUAUAAUUGACAAAUAAAAUUUUUCGAUUUAAAGUACUCUAAAAUGAUUUUAUUAUUUGUUAAUAAGAAAAUGAACAAGUAAUACAAAAAUCUGCUUAUUUGUAAAAUAUUGAAAGUCCAAAUUCUUAUUGUUGGGCUAAUGUUAAUGAAAGUUUACUGCUUUAAAAUUCUAGAAUCUAUACUUACUUAGAAAAUUUAAAAGCUAGUAUAAAUUUGACUUGGACAUAAACAAUUUCAAUUUUAUUUGGAUGUAGUAAAGAGAAAAAAAAUUAAUUAAAACAAGCAGAAAUUAGAUUAAAUAAAAAAACAGAUAUAACCUAUUUAGUUAAGAAACUAAUGGAAAUUGAAAAAUUAAAAUAUGUACUUCUUAAUGAUGAUCAAUUAAACUUAUUUAAUAGCAUUGAAAAACCUAUAUUAUUUGUUGAUGAGAAAAUAAAAAAAAAUAAAUAAAAAUAAUAUUUUGAUGAUGAUUCGAAAAUCAUAAAAAUAUAAAAAGGUUUUAAAUCUUAUGUUAGUAUAUAAGUAAAACCAUAAAAAGGAGCCACUGACUUAAAAUUAUUAUCUUUACUUGAUAGUGAUAUAAUUAAUCUUUAUGAAUAAUUAUAUCGAGAUCUAACAUUUAAAUCAUUUUUCUAAAACAUUGCUUUAAAAGAAUCGAAAACAUUCAAAUCUAAAAAAGAUUCAAAAGAAGCAUCACCAGAUUAACAUAUACAUAAACAUAUCAAAUUAUAGACCAAUGCUGAUUAGUGA